UAUUCCCCCUUCAAAACAUAAUAAAAGAGAGAGGGUAAAAGCAGAGGACACAGCCAGGCUUGCUGCAGGUAGUCCAUUUGUAGCAGGAGCAAACUCAACAUUCAACCACUCACAAGAGUGUUACGUAGCUAAAACAAUGUUUGAAAGCAGCCAGGUGCUAGGCAAACCAAUGCUUGAUCUUUACUCAUUCCAUAGGUCUGAUAUCCCUGCCCUCUCUGGCUACAGAUUUCCCAGCACAAUCCCAGGGGAUGUGGAAGGCAGGCUUUGCCCAGAUGCUCAGUGUCUGGGAGAUGGAGGUCUGCACCGUUGGGAGAGGUUCCAGCUGGCACAGUGCUCGUUUGAGUAGCCCCAUGCUCACGCUCCCUUUGUUCCAUGCUCCCAUUUGCUGAGAUUCAGAGCAAUAUCUUGUGUCCAAGAGGCCCAGGAGAGGGGUGGCUUGUUGCCUUGGUGCUGGCACCAGUCACUUCUCUGUGCUUUUUGCCAUGGUAGGACAAAGCCUGGAGCAGACCGAGAAAUCUGGAGUGACUGCAAUGUCUUUGGGAAUGCCUUUGCUCAAGGCGGAGGCUGGACUCCACUUCAGAGACGUUUGCAGCCUGGUGCACUGCUCUCCUGAGAGCUGCUCGGUCUGUUGGCGCAACAGGAGGAGCGGGACGUGCCCAGAGCCCGGCCCCAACACGUGCCCAUGCCCAGCAGAGCAGGAUCAAGUUGAAGAAAGGCAAGUCCAUACGUGAGAAAAUGAGGGAGGCAGGAGUGCUGGACGAAUACCUGAAGAAAAUUAAGCACGAUCCAGUUAAGAAAUACCACUUCAGCAGGAACUACGUUGUGUACGAGCCGAUGGCCUCCCACCUGGAUUCCUCUUACUUCGGGGAGAUCAGCAUCGGGACCCCCCCUCAGAACUUCCUGGUGCUCUUCGACACCGGCUCCUCCAACCUGUGGGUGCCCUCCACGUUCUGCAACAUGCCAGCAUGCGGAAACCAUGCCAAGUUCAACCCCAGCACAUCCUCCACUUACAUCAACAACGGGCAGGGAGUUACGCUGUCCUACGGCAGUGGGACGCUGACGGUGCUGCUGGGCUACGACACACUGCGGAUCCAGACCAUCACAGUCAAAAACCAGGAGUUUGGGCUAAGCAGGGAGGAGCCCACCCAGCCGUUCUACUACGCCCAAUUUGAUGGGAUCAUGGGGAUGGCUUACCCUGCGCUUGCAGCUGGAGGGACUCCCACCCCACUGCAAGGCAUGCUGGAGCAGAACCAGCUCAAACAGCCCAUCUUCAGCUUCUACUUUUCUCGCAAUCCCACCUACAACUAUGGAGGAGAGCUCGUGCUGGGAGGAGUGGACUCUCGGCUGUUCACUGGGGACGUUGUGUGGGCACCAGUGACCCAGGAGCUUUACUGGCAGGUGGCAAUUGAUGAGUUUGCUAUCGGACAGUCAGUGAUGGGCUGGUGCAGCCAGGGCUGCCAGGCCAUCGUGGACACAGGGACGUUCCUGCUCACUGUGCCCCAGCAGUACCUGAGCAGAUUCCUGCAGGCUGUGGGCGCCCAGGAGACCAGCUAUGGGUACGCAGUUGACUGCAAUGACAUCAACAGCUUGCCUACCAUCACCUUCAUCAUCAGUGGGGCGCGGCUCCCGCUGUCCCCCUCUGCCUACGUCCUCAAAAACAAUGGGUACUGCACCGUUGGGAUCGAAGUCACCUACCUGCCGUCCCAGAACGGGCAGCCGCUCUGGAUUUUGGGUGACGUCUUCCUCAAGGAGUAUUACACCAUCUUCGACAUGGCGUACAACCGCAUCGGCUUCGCCAAGUCGGUGUAGAGGAGUGGAGCAGCAAAACGCAGCCCCCUCCUGCUCUGAGCGAGCCUUGCUGUGGGUUUCCUAUGGGCCUUUAUGUUCCUUUACGUGCUCUCCGUCUCUCCGAGGUUUUUGUGUAAGGCUGUGCUCUCAGUCUCCUGUUGCAAAUAAACUGCAGAGCCUCA
Molecule: messenger RNA, 1970 nt
Organism: Gallus gallus (chicken)
Lineage: Eukaryota; Metazoa; Chordata; Aves; Galliformes; Phasianidae
Gene: PGB
Product: gastricsin-like
Exons: 9
Coding region: 736-1809 (357 amino acids)
Biological process (GO): proteolysis
Molecular function (GO): aspartic-type endopeptidase activity
Source: RefSeq, a predicted model, not a curated record